Molecule: messenger RNA, 1807 nt
Organism: Solanum lycopersicum (tomato)
Lineage: Eukaryota; Viridiplantae; Streptophyta; Magnoliopsida; Solanales; Solanaceae
Source: RefSeq, a predicted model, not a curated record
UGACCGGUCACGUGUUGAAUAACUUAAAUGUAAAAUUUUGGGUCUAGUUUUAAGAUAUCUUUUGAUAAAUAUGGUGUUUGAAUUCAAGACGAAGUUUUUUUUUUUUUUUAUAAUAUUGUUAAUUAGGUGUAUGAUAUAUUAAAUAUUCUAAAUCAAUAUCUCAAAAAAGAUAUAUAUGAAAGGUUUGUAUAUUAUUAAAUAUAGGACGUAGAGUAUAACGUUGAGCUUAUAUAUAAUUUUUUUUUGCCUAUAUAUAGUUGGGAGGUUGUCACAUAUUUAAUUGUAGCCUAAGUUGAGUUGUGUUAGCAAAAAUGGAAAUUAAAAUCUUAUGCACAAAGCUCAUUAAGCCAUUUUUACCUACUCCUCCUCACCUUCAACAUUACAAGCUCUCUUUCUUCGACCAAAUAUCUGAAAAAGAACAUGUUUCUAUGGUUUUUUUCUUUCAUAAUUAUAACAAUAUCGACAUGGAUGAACGACUAGAGCAAUCCCUUUCAAAGAUAUUAACUCAUGUUUAUCCCGCAGGAGGAAGGUACAAUGAGAAAGACAAAUAUUGUUCUAUUCUUUGUGUUGAUCAAGGUGUUUUCUAUACCAAAGCCAAGACCAAUGGUACGCUUGAUAAUUUCUUAAAUAAAGCGCGCAAUGACUUAGGUCAUGCGGCUUUAUUUAGUCCACAUGUAAAUAAGAAUAUCGAUGAAACUAAUUUCAUGGUUUCACCAAUUGUUACUAUACAAGUAACUGAGUUUGAAUGUGGUGGGGUUGCCAUAUCAAUCAGUACUUCACAUCCUGCAAUGGAUGGGUUCUCAGAUUUUCAAUUUAUUUCUGAGUGGGCAAAAGUGUGUAGAAUAGGGACUCCCAUCGACAAGAUUAAUAUUUUAAGCUUUAAUAUGGGUGAUAUUUUUCCAACAAGAGAUAUAACAGGAAUUUUCAAGUCAACCCCCACUCCAAUUAUACAACAAGACAUUGUUGUUAAGAGAAUUGUCAUCCAUGAGGAUGUUAUGUCAAGGCUAAGAAAAAAAUGUACUUUCAGUACUUUUCAACCUUCGAGGGUUGAGAUUAUUACAGCAAUUUUAUGGAGGGCUUUUAUCCGCGCUACAGCAAUUAUAAACGGGUAUUUAAGGCCUUCUUUACUAGAUUUUCCCAUGAAUAUGCGCUCCAAAAUAACAUUUUUACCUCAAGUGAAAAACUCCUAUGGGAAUUUUAUGAUUGGAGUUCCGGUUAAAUUUAUACCAGGAGAGAACAAAAUGGAAUUGCAUGAUUUCAUAAUGUUAAUUAGGAAUGCGGUGAAUAAAAUUGUUGCUUCAUGUAAAAAAGCUAAUUCACCAGAUGAAAUAGUGGCAACGUUGGUUGAUUCAUAUAAUGUAAGUUUUCGAUCACCAGAAUGGGGAGGUAACGAUGAAGUUGACAAAGUUAUGUGUACAAGUAUAUGUAAGUUUCCUGUGCACGAUUCUGAUUUUGGUUUGGGAAAACCAAACUUAAUAUUUUUUGGUAUGAAAGAUACACAAAUGUUUUGGUUGUAUGAUAUUGGGCCUGAAAUUGUUGUGCAAGUGGACUUGAAGGAAAGAUGCAUGCAGUUAUUUGAUCGUGAGGAUGAUAUCAAAGAUCUUAUCUUUAUACGUGAUGCAAAACUAUAAUUUCCAUUACUGUGUUGGUGAUCGUUAUUUGUUCAGUUUGUACUUUUGUAUUAAUAAGGAAUCAUUCAGACAUUCAAUAAUAAAAUCGUGAUUUGAAAUAUGACAUAGCAUCCUACGACAAUUUUAAGACGAGGAAAUGAUUUUACUUCCUUAUUGACCUUUUAAUCAAUCAUCAU